Molecule: messenger RNA, 696 nt
Organism: Arxiozyma heterogenica
Lineage: Eukaryota; Fungi; Ascomycota; Saccharomycetes; Saccharomycetales; Saccharomycetaceae
Gene: NAT2
Product: Nat2p
Exons: 1
Coding region: 1-696 (231 amino acids)
Cellular component (GO): mitochondrion
Source: RefSeq, a predicted model, not a curated record
AUGAACAUUUUACGUACCUCAGUACCUUAUAAAUUAACCUUGAUAAACUUACGUAAUUCCUUAAGAUAUCAAUCCACUCAAGUCCAACAUAAAGAAUUGAAAGGUAUCAAAAAACUCAUCUCUGUAUAUGGAUACUCUGCACUAAUAGUUUACAUUGGUGUAACUUUCAUUAGUUUACCUGGAUGUUACUUCACAGUUCAUUCUUUAGGUGAAGAAAGAAUAUCAAUUUUAUUGAAUAGAGUGAAACAGGUAUUUGGAUAUGGUGAAAGCGAUGAUAACGCAGUCAAAAUAAAAGUAAAAGAAAAACAAAGACAAAGGCUAGAAGCAAGAAAUAAGUACAUAGCAGAUGAAGAAGAGGAGCAAUUAAAAGAGAACGGAGUGAAUGGGACCAAUAGAUCCAUGAGUGUAAAAUGGAAAUUAAGAUGGGAAUCCAUUAAAACAUCUCCUAUUUUAACCGAGCUAAUUUUAGCAUAUGGUUUACAUAAAAGUUUAAUAUUUAUUAGAAUUCCAUUGACUGCUGCAAUUACUCCAACUUUAGCUAGAUAUUUACCUCGUAAAGUUGGUCAAUCUUUUAAUAAAUCUACCAUAACAAUCUCGAAUAUCACUGCUAAAAAUAAAUCUACUACAGCCAAUGAUCCAAUAUAUCCAAAACAACAGAAAACAGCCUUUCAAAAGUGGUUUAAUGGGUUAUUCUAA